Molecule: messenger RNA, 3962 nt
Organism: Ficedula albicollis (Collared flycatcher)
Lineage: Eukaryota; Metazoa; Chordata; Aves; Passeriformes; Muscicapidae
Gene: PIGR
Product: polymeric immunoglobulin receptor
Exons: 15
Coding region: 1-3891 (1296 amino acids)
Cellular component (GO): plasma membrane
Molecular function (GO): transmembrane signaling receptor activity
Source: RefSeq, a predicted model, not a curated record
AUGGUGCUCCUGCUGCUUUUGGCAGCUCUGCUGCAAGAGCCCGUCUCCAGCAGCCUGCACGGCUCCAGGUUUUUGGCAGGGGCGCUGGGAGGCUCCAUCACCCACCAGUGCUUCUACUCCAGCACCCCGGCCAACAAACACCAGCGGAAAUAUUGGUGCAAGGUGGCAGCGAGCGGCACCUGCUACACCAUCAUCUCCAGCAGCUUCAUCUCCAGCCAGUACAGGGGCAGGGUGGCCCUGGGGGACACCCCCCAGAACGGCUCCUUCAGGGUGACAAUGACAGGGCUGAGCAGCAGCGACUCGGGCACCUACAGGUGUGGGAUUGGCAGCACCAACGAGGGGCUCCACGUCAGCCUCAACCUGACGGUUCUGCCAGAUGCCCCGGCGGCCAGGCCAGCCCAGCUGGUCCGAGGGGAGCUGCACGGCUCCGUCACAGUCCUGUGCCCCUCUGGGGACACCCAGAGCGGCCAGAAGAGGUUCUGGUGCAAAGUGGGCAGAAGCAGCUGCACUCUCGUGGCCAGCUCCGACGGCUUUGUGGGCAGGAGGUACCAAGGACGGGUCGUGAUCAGCCCUCAGGAGAGCUCUGGAGCUUUCAGAGUGCUGAUGAAUGACUUGAAGAAGGAGGAUUCGGGGCUGUAUCUGUGUGGGACACAAGGACUGAGGGGGCAGGAGAGCCCACAGGAGGUGGUUCUGCAGGUGGCCACAGCCUCCACCCUGCCCAGGAGACCCAAAUUCCUCAGCGGCACGGUCGGGGGCUCGGUGACCUUCCGGUGCCACCACGACCCCCGGGGCACCUACGAGCAGCAGUACCUGUGCAGGUGGGAGGCGGGGAGCUGCCCCCUGCUGCUGGACCUGCAGGGCUUCGUGCUGGAGUCCCACCGGGGCAGGAUCCAGAUGUCCAGCAGCGACCCCGGCAGCUCCACGGUGCUGCUGAGGCAGCUGAGGGAGGAGGAUGAAGGCUGGUACUGGUGUGGGGCCAGGAGUGGGGACUCUGAGCUCACGGCCCCCCUGAUGCUGCUGAUCCACAAGGAAACAUUCUCCUCACGAGACCCAGGAACGAGCCCCCCUGUGAGACCCACGGCACCAAAUCCUGCUGCCCACAGCACAGCCUGGCACAGGAGCCUGGCAGUGAUGGGCACUGUCCCCAAGGGCUCCACCAUGGGCACUGUCACCCAGGACAGCGUGGGCAGUGUCCCCAAGGGCACCUCGAUGGGCACUGUCACCCAGGACAGCGUGGGCAGUGUCCCCAAGGGCACCACCAUGGGCACUGUCACCCAGGACAGCGUGGGCAGUGUCCCCAAGGGCACCACCAUGGGCACUGUCACCCAGGACAGCGUGGGCAGUGUCCCCAAGGGCACCACCAUGGGCACUGUCACCCAGGACAGCGUGGGCAGUGUCCCCAAGGGCACCACCAUGGGCACUGUCACCCAGGACAGCGUGGGCAGUGUCCCCACGGGCACCUCGAUGGGCACUGUCACCCAGGACAGCAUGGGCACUGUCCCCAAGGGCUCUGACAGCGUGGGCAGUGUCCCCACGGGCACCUCGAUGGGCACUGUCACCCAGGACAGCGUGGGCAGUGUCCCCACGGGCACCUCGAUGGGCACUGUCACCCAGGACAGCGUGGGCAGUGUCCCCACGGGCACCUCGAUGGGCACUGUCACCCAGGACAGCGUGGGCAGUGUCCCCACGGGCACCUCGAUGGGCACUGUCACCCAGGACAGCGUGGGCAGUGUCCCCACGGGCACCUCGAUGGGCACUGUCACCCAGGACAGCGUGGGCAGUGUCCCCACGGGCACCUCGAUGGGCACUGUCACCCAGGACAGCGUGGGCAGUGUCCCCACGGGCACCUCGAUGGGCACUGUCACCCAGGACAGCGUGGGCAGUGUCCCCACGGGCACCUCGAUGGGCACUGUCACCCAGGACAGCCCUCCCCUGGGCAGAGCUCACCUGGCAGCUGUGCUGGCUGUUGCUCCUUUAAGGCAGCACAGGUGGAAUGCGGGGCUGGAGGUUCAGCACUAUUUAAACCAGGCUGGCACUGCCACACAGGACACUCACCGCAGGUCCCAGGUCCCUGAGAGGAAAAACAAGAAGUGCCAGGAGGAGGCUGAGUGGAAUGCAAGAAAAAUGACUUUACUGGCGUUCCUCUUCCUGCUCGCCUGGCUCCCAGCUGGGUCUGCAAGAGCCAGACACCUCCCCAAGGCAGCCAUCUCCAGCCCCGUGUUCGGCCCGCGGCAGGUGCGCGGCGUGCUGGGCGGCUCCGUGGCCGUGACAUGCUUCUACCCGCCCACGCCGGUGAACAGGCGCGGCAGGAAGUACUGGUGCAGGCAGGUGGGCUCCAGGUGCAGCACCGUGGUGAGCUCGGACUACGUGAGUCCCGGCUACCAGGGCAGAGCGGCCCUGAGCGACCACCCCGAGGCAGAAAACUUCCAGGUCAACAUCUCCCAGCUGGAGCUGGGGGAUGCCGGCACCUUCCAGUGUGGCGUGGGGGUCAACGGCAGAGGGCUGUCCCACAGAGUCACCCUCAGUGUUGCUGAAGCCCCUCCCGUUCCUGAGGCAGCUGAGCUCUUCUACGUGAAGCUCCGCAGCACCUGGACCGUGUCCUGCAGCUUUGGGGCGGACACAGCCGACCAGAGGAGAUACCUGUGCAAGGAGGAGAAGGAUGGCUGCAGGAACAUCGUCAACAGCCACCAGCAGAUUGAUCCCGAUUUCCAAGGCAGAGUUCUGCUGACUUUUGAGGAGCCUCCAGGCUCGUUCAGUGUCACCAUGACCCAGAUGGACUGGGAAGACACAGGCCUGUACUACUGUGGGGCUGGUGAAUAUGGGAAGGAAGGAAAAUCGAAGGAACUGGACGUGUUUGUCUAUGAGGACAAGAAUUUCCCUCAGUUAAAGACCACAGUAACUGGAAAAACUGGAAGUUCAGCAACCUUCGAGUGCCUCUAUGAUCCUCUAAAGAAAUCCUCCACGAGGAUCUGGUGCAAGUGGAGAAUCCAGGGAUGUGACAAGAUCAUAGACAACUCUGGGUUCGUGAAGUAUGGCUAUGAAGGAAGAGUGGCCAUGUUUGAGAACCCCGAAAACAAAACUGUCACCAUCAUCCUGAACCAGCUGCAGGCCAAGGACGAAGGCUUUUACUGGUGCAUGUCAAACGAGCUGAAGGAGCAGCAGUCCUCAACAGAACUGAAGGUUGUGAAAGGAGAACCUGCACUGAAUGGAACGAAGGAAGUGGAGGCACGAGUGGGCUCCAGGGUGGAUUUGACCUGCUCCUACCCCUGCCAGUACUACUCCUACGAGAAGUACUGGUGCAGGUGGAACGACACCGGCUGCGCCCUGCUGCCGGCGCAGGAGCAGGGGCUGCCAGGGCCAGCUGCCAGCUGUGACACGGCCAACAGGACAGCUGUGCUGAGCUUUGACCCGCUGCAGGAGGACGAUGCAGGCUGGUACUGGUGUGGGGUGAAGCACAACGGGGUCCUUGGGGAAACCAUGGCCGUGGAGCUGCGGGUGAGCACAGGGAGCGAUGCCAAGCACAGCCCAGAGCUGCUGGAUGUGGAUUCCAGCCCUGAUUCCGGAGCUGCUCCCCCAGGAGGAGCCCUCAGCAACGCUGAGGUGCGGAAAGGAGCUGUCCCAGAAAGUUCCAGCUCUGAUGAAAGCCACGGAUCCAACACUGUGGCCUUAGUGCUGGGCCCUCUUGCUGGCCUGAUCCUGAUUGCUGUGGCAGCUUUUGCCAUCGUCAAAUACAGGCAGCUGAAGAGAUCUGAGCUGGUGUCCGUGGGCAGCUACAGGACGAACAUCAGCAUGUCAGACUUUGAGAACGUGCGGGACCUGAGCGGCUGCAGCGGCGUGAUGGAGAGCCAGGAGACCCCGGUGGGAGGGGACGAGCUGCAGGGAGGAUGCUGAUCUCUCCUACUCCUCCUUCCUGGCCGCCUGUCACCGGCUGAGCCCGGGCAGCCCCGGGGGGGACAGCGCUG